Coprinopsis cinerea okayama7#130 is the source of this 3416-nucleotide messenger RNA. RefSeq names its product translation initiation factor eIF3a. The record is from RefSeq and is a predicted model, not a curated record. Gene Ontology annotation, molecular function: translation initiation factor activity; mRNA binding. NCBI's taxonomy places the organism in Eukaryota, Fungi, Basidiomycota, Agaricomycetes, Agaricales, Psathyrellaceae. Gene Ontology annotation, biological process: translation reinitiation; formation of cytoplasmic translation initiation complex. The transcript has 6 exons. Gene Ontology annotation, cellular component: eukaryotic translation initiation factor 3 complex, eIF3m; eukaryotic translation initiation factor 3 complex, eIF3e; multi-eIF complex. The coding region runs from base 65 to 3196 and encodes 1043 amino acids.
GUCGUCGUCGCCGCCGCCGUCAUCUUUUCCGUCGUAUCGUCGACGAUCAAAACCCAAAACAAUCAUGGCGCCGUUUUCAAAACCAGAGACGGUGCUCAAGCAGGCCGAAGGACUCGUUUCCGUUGGCCAGAUGCAUGCAGCACUCCAGUCUCUCACUGAGAUGUUCUCUUCAAAACGAUUCCGAUCGACCCCGUUGACGUCGCUGGAGCCUAUCAUGCUGCGAUUUAUCGAGUUGUGCGUUGAGAUGCGCAAGGGGAGGACUGCAAAGGAGGGACUGAUGCAGUACAAGAACAUCGCGCAGAACACAAGCGUUGCGAGCAUCGAGACUGUUAUCACCAAGUUCGUGCAGCUUGCGGACGAUAAAGUGAGGGAGGCGCAGGAGAAGGCUGCGGUGCAGCAUAGUGCGCUUGAUGUGGAUGAUUUGGAGGCUAGCGAGACGCCUGAGAGUAUCCUCCUUGGUGCUGUUAGUGGCGAUCAGAGCAAGGAUAGGACGGAUCGUGCUGUUGUCACGCCCUGGCUCAAGUUUUUGUGGGAGAGUUAUAGGACUUCGUUGGAGACGUUGAAGAAUAAUGCGAGAUUGGAGACUAUCUACCAGCAAAUCGCGCAACAAGCCUUCAAGUUUUGCUUGAAGUAUGAGCGUAAAGUCGAGUUUAGACGCUUGUGCGAGACUCUCCGCCUCCAUCUCGCGAAUGUGGCCAAGUACUCGCACCAGCAGCACUCGAUUAACCUUUCGGACCCGGAUACGCUGCAGAACCACCUCGACACCCGCUUCGCCCAGCUCAACACUUCCGUCGAGCUCGAGUUGUGGCAGGAAGCCUUCCGUUCGGUCGAGGACGUGCACAACCUUUUGACAUUGGCCAAGAAGGCACCCCGUCCAGCUAUGAUGGCCAACUACUACGAAAAGCUCACCAAGAUCUUCUUGAUGAGCGGGAACGCUCUGUUCCAUGCUGCGGCCUGGGGACGGUAUUAUGCUAUCGUCACCAGCAUUGGUGGCAAGAGCGAGGAGGAGAUGAGCAGGUUGGCGGGUCAGGUGCUGGUUAGCGCCCUCGCUGUGCCUGUCGGUGCCAACGCGGAGCCGGAGGAGCUCAAGGGCAAGAAUGCGAGGUUGACGGCGCUGCUUGGGUUGAACAAGAUGCCAUCGAGGGCAAGGUUGCUUCAGGAUGCUCUCGCCCGGGACGUCCUCAAGCUCUCCCCCGAGCCUGUCAAAAAGCUGUACAACAUCCUCGAAGUCACCUUCGACCCGUUGACGCUCUGUGCCGCGGUUGCGCCCCUGUUCCGCACGCUCUCCGAGGACUCGCUGUAUGCGUCCUACCUGCCCCUCCUCCAGCGCGCCCUCCUCUCGCGUCUGCUCUCCCAGCUCUCGCAGGUGUACAGCACCAUUAAAAUUGCGCACCUCUUGUCGUUGGUUGUGCCCUUGAAGGAUGCUGGCUUGGAGGCGGCGUAUGACGCUGAACAGGUCGAGGCCUACAUCAUGGGCUGUGCUCGUCGUGGUGAGCUCAACAUCCGCGUCGACCACAAGGAGGGCAGCAUCGCCUUUGUCGAUGACGCCUUUGCCGCUGUCGAGGAGCCUGUCGCGUCCACCUCUGCCCUCGCCGAGCAGACCAUCCAACCGACCAUGUCCGAGCUCGUCCGUACCCGCCUCAGCAAGGUCGCCACCUGCCUCUACAACUCGCUCGAGAAGAUCGAGGGUCCCUCCAAGGCUGCUCAAGAACUCACCAAGGAAGAGCAGGAUGCCAAGUUCAAGGCGCUCGUUGCGGCUGUGGAGGCUGAGCGCAAGGCGCUGCAGUUGCGCCGUGCGUUGGUGGCGAGACGCCGGGAGUUGUUGAGUGAGUUGAGUGUGAGGAAGGAGAAGGAGGAGAGUAGCAGGAGGGCUGAGAUUAGUCGACGGGAGAGGGAGGAGGCGGAGAAGAGGAGGCAGGAGGAGAUCAAGAGGCGGGAGAUUGAGAAGACUAAGAGGGAAAUUGAGGAGAUUAGGGCUGAUGAAGCUAAGAAGUAUGCGCAGACUUUGGUUGAUAAGGGUAUUUUGAAGCCUAAUGAUGUCGAUAAACUCGAAAACUACGACACCGAGGGCCUCAUCACGAUCCAAGUCGCUCAGCUCGAGAAGGAGAAGAAGGAGAUGAACGAGCGUCUGCGUAUCAUCGCCAAGCGUAUCGACCACAUCGAGCGUGCGUACCGUAAGGAAGAACGACCCCUCCUCGCACAAGACUACGAGCUCCAGCAGAAACUCGACAAAGAGCUCUUCAUCAACACCCAAAAGGCGCACAAGGAAGCCGCGCGGCUUGCCCACCAGGAGACUGUGGACGCCAAGCACCGACUUGCGAGGAUGCGGGCGGAUUAUGAGGCCAAGAAGGCUGAGAUCCUUGAGAGGAAGGGUGGGGAGUACCAGAAGAAGCUGGAUGCUGCCAAGAAGAAGAUUGAGGCUGAGAAGGAGAAGAGGAGGGAGGCUGUGUUUAAGGCUCGGGAGGAGGAGAGGCAGAGGAAGGAGAUGGAGGAGGCUGAGGCCCGUGCUCGAGAGGAGGAGGAGAGGCGCUUGGAAGCUGAACGCGAAGCCGAGGAAGCUCGUCGCCGCGAAGAGGAAGAGCGCCGCGCCGCAGAGGAAGAGGCUGCUCGUAUCAAGGCCGAAGAAGAAAAGGCUGCUCUCCGCAAGCAACGCGAGUUGGAGCGACAAGAGGCUUUGGAAAAGGCCCGUCUCCAGCAACAGCGCGAGGAGGAAGCCGAGGCCAGACGUGCUGCCCGUCGUGCCGAGGAGAAGGAGCGGGAGAGGGCUGCUGCACUCGGCCGUCGCCCCGCCGUCGCUGCGCCCACUGCUCUCCGGGCCUCCGCCUCUAUGGGCAAGGAGGAGGGUGUGUGGAGAAGGUCGACCCCCGUCAACUCGGGCCCUCCUACCCCCUCGCGUGCCUCCGGCCCUGGAACCCCCAUCGCGCCUACGCGCUCUGAGAGCCCCACGCCCGCCGCUGCUGGCAAGUACCGCCCUGGCGCCCUCGCCGCCGCUGGAGGCGGAUGGCGUGCUAGGAUGGAGGCCAAGGAGCGCGCUGCUGCUGAAGGCGGAGGAGCUGGAUCUGGAGGAAGUGGUGCUAACACCCCUGCUCGUGCUGCGUCGCCUGCGCCGAGAAAGGAGGAACCCAAGCAGGAUGAUGAUGGGUUUACUACUGUUAGUAAGCCUGGUGUCUGGCGUCCUAGACGUGGAAGGGGUUAGGCUAUUUAUGUCGCGUUAUGUUAGUACUACUACUACUGCUGUUGUUGUCUCAAGGCCGUUUCCAACGUUCAACUUCCUCCCCUCGUGUCUCUCUUUCUUCUGUGUCAUUCGUUGAUUACCAGAUGCAUGCAUUCUUGCGAUGUCUUUUUCAUUGGAUGAUUUUGCAUUUUUUUGUACAUUUCUUUUUACCUUUUAUGCUAUUUUCCCGUUUCCCUCUCUC